Messenger RNA from Bicyclus anynana (squinting bush brown), 3187 nucleotides. It is a transcript of the gene Bsg, whose product is annotated as neuroplastin. Gene Ontology annotation, biological process: cell-cell adhesion. Gene Ontology annotation, molecular function: cell adhesion molecule binding. Bases 187 to 1293 code for a protein of 368 amino acids. The transcript is spliced from 6 exons. Gene Ontology annotation, cellular component: cell-cell junction. Lineage: Eukaryota; Metazoa; Arthropoda; Insecta; Lepidoptera; Nymphalidae. The record is from RefSeq and is a predicted model, not a curated record.
UUGAGAAUCUCAAUCUAGGACAGCAGCGGCCAUAUUGCGUAUCGACCUUUAGGGGUACGGUGGUCGUGUAAUUUCAUUACAUACUGGGUGGAAUGGUGGUAGUGGUCCUAUAAUUCGUGCACAGUUUUAUCCCCCAAGUCUUCGCAACCGUAUGUGAAAGGAGUUCGAGCCCGCACAUCAACCACCAUGGCCCGAGGCGCUCUUUGUUUGCCGUUCGCGUUUCUAUUAUUAGCGAGCGUAAUUCCGUCAGAAGCCCAAAAGGCGGAGGCGGAGGCGGGAGAGGAGAGCCUGGUGACGGUGGCGCAGGGAGCUCCGCUGACGGUGGAGUGCAGGCUGCGAGCGGAGCAGCGCGCGGACUGGCAGCGUGACGGCGCCGCGCCGCCGCCCGACCUGCGCGCUGCACCGGAGUCCCCCGCCGCGCCCGACGCGCGGCUGGCCGCGCGGCUGCGCACGCCGCACGCCGCCGCGCACCACGCCGGCCUCUACACGUGCGCCGGCGACCGGCGGCACCGCGUGCGCGUCGUCGUGCUGCCCGCGCCCGGCACGGAGCCGGCGCUCGCCCCCGCCGCCGACACCGCCGACGCUGCCGCCGCCGCCGCCGACGGCCUGCCCGAGCUGCUGUACGACGUACGCGGCAACAUCUCGCUGCAGUGCCCGCUCGCCAACGACAAGAGUCUCGACUAUGUGUGGAAGAAGAACGAUACGGACCUAUCGCUGGUGUGGGAGAUGAAGGACCGUUGGACGCUGGAGCGCGGCGGCGCGGAGCUCCACGUGAAGCGCGCGCUGGAGGACGACUGGGGCAACUACUCCUGCAGCGUCGCCAGCGCCGAGCACCGCUGGGCGGUCCGCGGCCGGCCGCACGUCAAGCUGCCGGCCAACGCCAACGUCGUGGAGGGGCAGAAGCUGAAGCUGACGUGCCGCGUGGUCGGCAAGCCCCACCCGCGCGUCACCUGGUUCUACUCCAACUCUAGUGAUGGACCUUUUGCGCCGUUGGACGAGGCUUCAGGCGCCACGCUGGCCGACAGCGAGGCGGGCGUGCCCGACGGCGUGCUGCUGCUGGCGGCGGCGACGCGCGCGCACGCGGGCCGCUACAACUGCACGGCGCGCGACGCGCCCGCGGCCGCCAGCACCACGCUGCGGGUCAAGGACAUGUACGCGGCGCUGUGGCCCUUCCUCGGCAUCUGCGCCGAGGUGUUCGUGCUGUGCGCCGUCAUCCUGCUGUACGAGCGCCGCCGCACCAAGCCCGACCUCGACGACUCGGACGCCGACAACCACGACCAGAAGAAGUCGUAGGCGCCUCCGCAGCAGCGAGCGACGCGGCCCGCGCCCGCCACGCCGAUAUUUUAAAGAUACACGUUAGAUUUAGAUGCUGUAAUAUUUUGUUUAGCUUAAGACGGCCAUUGUGUAUGUUGUAAAUAAAUCCAACCGUUCGACCCUCCCGACACCACGCCAUGAGUGUUUCAGUCUGACAACAAUGCUCCCGAAUGGACCACGCGUUGUUCGCGAGUGGUUCACGAGCUAUUUGCGCGUUGUUCGUGAGUGGAUCAAUUGCGAGGACGAUGCGUUUGCACACUGCUUAAGUCCACCGAAGCGGGCCGAGGCAGCGGAGCCGAGAAACGGAGAAAUCUUAACCAAUAGAAUUGCACAAAAUCUCUGCUCCUUUCAAGUGGACAGGGACUUGCGAACUAGUUUAAAAAUUCAUAUAAAAACGGUAAGCGGGGAAACACGUCUGCAAUUCGGCUUCGCAUUAGUUUCUUAUUCCUCUCCGCAUUGCUCCGAUUCCGCUGCCUCGCUCCGCUGCCACGCUCCGCUUUGGUGGACAGGCAGCCUAGUUCAGUCUUUUUUUCUAAAACGUCAGUUAUAACGAUACACACGAGUAGAUCUAGUGACGAUCCCUGACAAACUAUUCAACUGUUCGUGAACCCAAUGAUCCAAUGACAACACAAUAUCCACUAACUUGCUGGUUAACGACGCGACAACAACCUGUGGACCACCUGACGUUCACAACUCGAACUCUACCGUGGUCGUAGACCACCGGAUGUUCACUCGUUGACUACGAAACAUCCGGUGUCGGGUGGGUCCAAUGACCUCAGACCAAUUAUUGUAAAAGACCUACCUCGCUAGACGUUACUUUUCUGUCAGUAUAUGAUCAAUGAUCUAAUGAGAUUAUAAAAACUGUCUCUAGACAUACCAAUAUAAGAUAUACCAAAUUCAAGGUUAUUCUCAGAAAGACAAUUUUUGAAAACGUGAAUUUGGUUGCGAUACUGAUUGGUCUGAGGCCUCACUAACUCCUAUGGGACGGCGCACAACACAUACGUCGACAUUCUUUCAGUUAAAAAAACCUUAAUACCACGAGCACACCAAAGUUUGUGAAAUAACUAUGGUAUAGAGAACGACGUUAAAACAAAGUGUUUUAGAUCUCGACCAAUAGUGUGUGUUCGAAAAUUCGGAUUCAUCCAAUUUAAGCUAAAUAACUAACCGCCAAAGCUUACUUAAUUAAAUUGAUAAUGUCGUAAUACAAUUAUUAUGUAUAAUUUUUAGUGUAGGCACGGCGUUAAUUGAAUAAAAGACAUUGUUGUGAGAAAAAUCAUCUACUAAUCAAGUCAUAAAUCGAAAGAAAAAAUCUGCAAUAUCGUGUAUUAUACACACAGUCGGAAAUCGGUGAGAUUUCUUGUUCAAUGGUAUUUGAUACUACGCUAUACAUUAAUUGCCUUAAUACACAUAUAUUAAUAUAAUUGUAAUUUUCUGUAUAUUUACUGUUUUUGUCAAGUCGUGACAAAUCUUCACUUAGUUGCUAGCCGGAUGUCGGUAACAUGAUGGUAGAAAAUUUUAAAUUAAACUACAUCUUUGACAACGUUGUUUCAUCGGCGUGCAGAGUAUCGAUUUUAAAAAUUAUUUCAUCAAUGGGAAACUACAUUAUCACCGAGUAACACAGGCUAUAUUAUAUUUCGUAUUCCCACGGGUACGCGGGUAAAACCUCGUGCUGUUCGCUAGUUUUGUAUUAAAGCUAUCUAUCUGACAACGUUGUUUCAUCGACGACUUAUUUGUAAAUGUAUAUUCUACAAAAAUGGUUUUAAGACAUCCGACGAGUAGGGUCUGGUCCGACGAGCGCCCGAGUCACGACUUGCGUUGUGUUAAUAAUAUAGCUAUUAAUUUACCUGAUCAAUAAAUUAUUAUUAUUACCGUU